AUAAACAAAAUCACCAAAAGAAACCCAACAUCUCCGUAAGUUGAUAUCAACAAAAUCGAGCUCUCACUCAAUUUUCUUUUCUUUUUCUUUAUUCAGUGAACCACCUCUCUCUCUCUCUAGAUUCUCUCUCUUGUCGUAUCUGAAUCUCUCUCCUCUGCAACACACCCAAAGUCGUCAUCAAUGGCGAACUCCAAUCUACCUCGCAGAAUCAUCAAGGAAACUCAGCGUCUCCUCAGCGAGCCAGCUCCCGGAAUAAGUGCUUCACCAUCAGAAGACAAUAUGCGGUACUUUAAUGUUAUGAUUCUUGGACCAUCACAGUCUCCUUAUGAAGGGGGAGUAUUUAAGUUGGAACUAUUUUUGCCUGAGGAAUAUCCGAUGGCUGCUCCUAAGGUUCGAUUUCUCACCAAAAUAUAUCAUCCCAACAUUGACAAGCUAGGGAGGAUAUGCCUUGAUAUUCUCAAAGAUAAAUGGAGUCCUGCUCUCCAGAUACGGACUGUACUCUUGAGUAUUCAAGCACUGCUGAGUGCUCCAAACCCUGAUGAUCCUCUGUCUGAGAAUAUUGCUAAGCAUUGGAAAAUGGAUGAGGCAGAAGCUGUUGAAACUGCAAAAGAAUGGACUCGUCUAUAUGCAAGUGGGGCUUAAUGACAUGGCGAGAACUUUUUGCCCUCUUCAAAUAACAAUUGUGUGAUGUUUGUUAUCUGACUGAAUUGUAUACCAAGCUGCUGGCUGGAAAAUGAAUUUCAAGUGAUAAUCUAGGAGAAAUGAUGAUCAAAUGUGAGUAUAAGAUAGCAUAAGUUUCUGUGGUCUUAUUUAUCUUCUCUACCCUGUCGAAUUCAUCCUAGAAAUGUAUAAAUUGACGUUUUGCUUA
This is a messenger RNA of Beta vulgaris subsp. vulgaris (sugar beet), 868 nucleotides long. RefSeq names its product ubiquitin-conjugating enzyme E2 35. Gene Ontology annotation, cellular component: nucleus. The coding region runs from base 181 to 642 and encodes 153 amino acids. Gene Ontology annotation, biological process: protein K63-linked ubiquitination; DNA damage tolerance. The record is from RefSeq and is a predicted model, not a curated record. Gene Ontology annotation, molecular function: ubiquitin conjugating enzyme activity. The transcript is spliced from 8 exons. NCBI's taxonomy places the organism in Eukaryota, Viridiplantae, Streptophyta, Magnoliopsida, Caryophyllales, Amaranthaceae.